GUGAAGAUCGCGUGGUUGACCAUAUAUGCGAAAAAAUGAGUAAAGAUCUGUUCACGGUGCUGGAGAGCCCCGAGCUGGGCCGGUACGGAGUCGCCAGGCGUAACUUGAGGGCCGGAGAGAUCAUCUUCGAGGAGCAAGUGUUCGCGAUCGGUCCCAAAGCGAGCACGUCGCCGCUCUGCCUGGAGUGCGCUAGCCCGGUAGAAAGCGGGGCCGACGGACCAAAGUGUCCCCAGUGUGGGUGGCCACUGUGCGGGGAAUGCGUCGGGAGUGUCGUGUACCAUAAAGGAGAGUGCGAGCUGUUUGUGCAGCACAAGGUCAAGUUUCAGAAUCAGCAGAAUUCGGACGGUUGUUGUGCCCAGUUGGAUUGCAUAACUCCGUUGCGGGUACUUCUUGCGAAGGAAGCUGACCCGGAACGAUGGAACGCGGAAAUCAGUAUGAUGGAAGAUCAUCGGGCGGAGCGUUGUGGGAGCGUGUACUGGAAUGCGGAUCAGAAUAAUGUUGUCAGAUACUUGCGUCUUGCUUGCGGGUUGAAGGAUCGCUGCUCGGAAGAGCUGAUUCAGCAGGUGAUUGGGAUCUUGGAGGUGAACGCGUUUGAGGCACGAACCCACCGGGGAUACGCAGUGCGGGGUUUGUACCCAAAGUUGGCGAUCAUGGCGCAUUCGUGCGUGCGGAAUGUGGUGCAUUCGAUUCAUCCAAGCAAGGAUUACAGGCUCAUAGCGAGAACGGCGAUCGACGUUGAGGAAGGUGGAAAGCUGUACACCAGCUAUACUUUUGCGCAGGAUCCAACCCACUACAGGCAGACAACGCUGAAGGACUCCAAGUACUUUUCCUGCCAGUGCGAGCGCUGUUUGGAUCCAACAGAGUUGGGAACUUACUUCAGCUCUCUGAAGUGCCGGAAGUGUAACAAGGGAUCGAUGGUGUCGAGUAAACCAACAGACGAGGAAGCCGAAUGGCACUGCACGAGCUGCGAUCGCGUACUCGAAGCAGACGCAAUGGCCAUCGUAACAAAGGUGAUGCAGGACGAUGUUGGCAAGAUCGUCUACAUGGAGUCCGGCACGGAGCGGCUGGAGAGCUAUGAGCAGGCAUUCGCAAAGUAUAGCGCCGUGCUGGAACCACUGCACUACCUGUUGACCUCGAUUCGGCAAUCUCUGAUCGAGUUGUACGGACGGGUUCCAGAAUACCGACUGCACGAGCUGUCCGAUGCCAAGCUGGAGCGGAAGAUCGCACUGUGCAAAGACAUCAUGCGCGUGCUGGACGUGUUUGAGCCAGGAAAGACACGAUCGCGUGCGAUAGUGCUGUACGAACAGCACGCGCCAAUCGUGGUGCUGAGCCAGUCGUUGCUUGAUCAGGGUAAAAUUGACAUCGACACGAUGAAGGUUCGGUUCGAAGAGGUGGUCGUGAUGUUGGAGGAAUGUGCCGAGAUCUUGGAGUGGGAAGAUCCGGCGACGCCGGAGGGUACGCUGGCGAAUCUGGUCAAGGAGUCGAUCGUCAAAUUGACUCUCUAAAUUUAGGUACGGUUUUUUUUUGAAUAAUCAAACACCAAAUCAAGCGAAUCCUGCUUUUCGUUGACUAGUCAGCGUAACAGAAGACUGCAUUUUGUAUACAGAUGUAGUUUAGGUCAGACUUGCUUACCGUCAACUCGGACGAAUCGGGACUACAUAAACUUUAUACGCGAUCUUUCGGUAUUAUUGCGUCGUGACUUGCCCAGUGUAUCCAACCAACCAUGCCAAAUACUCAGUCUUUCGUACAAACUGCACUUUGUACGUUGGGAAAAGUGAAGUUCGUAAUAGGAACGACUACCGGCGAUGAGUGCCUUCUAUUUUUUCUGUUUCAGUUGUUGUACGACAUCAUCAACGAUCUACAAACUCCGGGGUUCAAUGCGAAACCAAUGAGACUCGAUUCUUCUUGCCAGCAGGUUCUUCGUCUUCGCCACAUUCACGGUUCUCUGCUUUCUUCUUCAAUUGGUCAGAUUGUGCCCGACAAGACUCUGUUAUGCACAACACGGCAAACGAAUGCCUCGAACUGCGCUUUGAUGAGGUUGAUGAUCGUCUCUGGGACACCCUUGCGCCCAAGAGUUUCCCAGAGGUUUUCGCGGUUGGGCGGUCAAAUGUUUUUUCAUAAUCUACGAAAACCAGGUGAAAGGAUUUUGAAAUUCGAGGAAGUUUACGAAGUGUCACUAUGUGAUUCAUGCAUGACCGGGCACUCCGGAACUCUGUUUGCUGCCACCAAAGAGACUCGUCGAUCUUCGAUUUGAUCCUGCAUACGAUAGCCUUACCGAGAUCAUUCAAAACUAUGCACAGCAGCAUGAUCCCACGCCAGAUGUCACAGUUGGCGAGAUCCCCUUCUUUAGAAGCACCGCCUCGAACGCUCUGUCAAUAAUGUCCAUGUCGUCGGCGAAGUAGAUGAAUUGGUUGGAUUUGAUGAAGAUCGUGCUCCGCAUGUUAAAGCCCCCAAGUCAAACACUUACCUUCUUUAUGUUGUCUCUACAGUUGAAGAUCAUCCAGAGUCCGAA
Culex quinquefasciatus (southern house mosquito) is the source of this 2512-nucleotide messenger RNA. Its product is annotated as SET domain-containing protein SmydA-8. Bases 36 to 1505 code for a protein of 489 amino acids. The transcript has 3 exons. The record is from RefSeq and is a predicted model, not a curated record. Lineage: Eukaryota; Metazoa; Arthropoda; Insecta; Diptera; Culicidae.